UUACUUCUCUCGGAGUUAUGUCGGGACGCGGCAAAGGCGGCAAAGGUCUGGGGAAAGGUGGCGCUAAGCGCCACCGUAAGGUUCUGCGCGACAACAUCCAGGGCAUCACUAAGCCUGCUAUCCGCCGCCUGGCUCGUCGUGGCGGUGUGAAGCGUAUUUCUGGGCUCAUCUACGAAGAGACCCGCGGCGUCCUGAAAGUGUUUCUGGAGAACGUGAUCCGGGAUGCAGUCACCUAUACCGAGCAUGCCAAGCGGAAGACUGUCACCGCUAUGGAUGUGGUCUAUGCUCUCAAGCGCCAGGGCCGUACUCUCUACGGUUUUGGUGGUUAAGCUUUCAGACAUCUGAGUCUCCUGUCCUGAGAACAGUACUGAAGUUACCGCCGCUAAUGGGGUGAUUUGUCUCGAUUAAAAAACUAACCUGAAAUGGUGUGCAAAAGAAGCCGGAUUCAGACAGCAAGGAAACCCAGGCAUUUAGUUUAGAAGAAGUUAUUGAAGAAAACGCGCUUCCCUAUAUUUCGGUGUCAACACAGCGCUCGGUAGUAAGCCAUACUUUUGCCUUCUAUCACAGAGAAAUGGAAAUUAGGGUGAUUGAAAUAUUCUAAAAUAAACUGUAGUGAUGGUUGUACAACUAAGCAAAUAAGUUUAUUGCUUGUACACUAAAAAAUGUGGAUGAAAUUUUAUGGCAUGUAGAUUAUAUCUCAAGCUUAUUAUAUAUAUAUAAUCUCCAGGCAGGGUAGCAGGAGAUGAAGUUUGUAGGGUAGGCCUGUUGGUCUGUGAAGGUGUUCUUUUGCUGAAGUAUGGCCUCCUUGGUCUAUGCUUGGUCUGUCGUAGCCACAGAAAGUUUUUAAACAAGAAUAUCUCUCGUACAAUUAUAUAUUCCAGUAGCAUAUCAGACAUUAGAACUCAGUUGAAGGGACGCGAAUUUACUUGAGGUUGGCUAGUAGGGAAACAGUAUUUCCAUCUAAAAGGUAUUCAUAAAUGCCUCUAUCACUGAGUUCUGUGUCAUGUUUAUAGAGGGCUGUCUGAUUUCAGCCUCAGUGUGUUAGUUCUAGUGUUUCCCCUAAUUUUUUCAGUUUCUUUCCCACCUGAUAACUGUCCUCCAAGACUUGGAGGGGAAUGAUAUAAUUACCUAGCCUGCCUUAAUUUAAACUGACAAUGGGGAGGGUUCAAAGCUGCAUUUUGGAUGGCUAGAGGAGCAAAAAUGGGCCUGUUUAGGAGAGUAAUGUAAUUCUGGUGCCCUUCAGGACAUAUGUGUUGAUUUUGUGUAAUGUGCCAGCUAUUGUUUAAGCAUUGGGGUACACCUGUAAGCAAAUUAGAAUUUCCUGUCCUCCAUUCAGAUAUGUAAUAAAAUAUGUGGAUACAGAUUUCCUACACUGAAGGGAAGUGUGGCUGCUCCAUAGAUCACCUUCUUUUGUGGUUGGCCUUUUUUUAGUUCAUAAACCUCGUAGAUUGUAUCAUACUCAUUUUAGUCAUACCCACUACCUGGGCAAAAAGGUUAGGUCUUUCUCAGACCUAACACUCCUGAAGUCCUUGUUCAGAACAAAGAUA
This is a messenger RNA of Dama dama (fallow deer), 1547 nucleotides long. RefSeq names its product histone H4. Gene Ontology annotation, molecular function: DNA binding; protein heterodimerization activity; structural constituent of chromatin. The transcript has 2 exons. NCBI's taxonomy places the organism in Eukaryota, Metazoa, Chordata, Mammalia, Artiodactyla, Cervidae. The coding region runs from base 18 to 329 and encodes 103 amino acids. Gene Ontology annotation, biological process: nucleosome assembly. Gene Ontology annotation, cellular component: nucleosome. The record is from RefSeq and is a predicted model, not a curated record.